This is a messenger RNA of Cyphomyrmex costatus, 1280 nucleotides long. RefSeq names its product phospholipase A1 2. Bases 100 to 1143 code for a protein of 347 amino acids. The transcript has 10 exons. Gene Ontology annotation, molecular function: lipase activity; serine hydrolase activity. The record is from RefSeq and is a predicted model, not a curated record. Gene Ontology annotation, biological process: lipid catabolic process. NCBI's taxonomy places the organism in Eukaryota, Metazoa, Arthropoda, Insecta, Hymenoptera, Formicidae.
GUGCAGAAAAGACGUAUCAUACAAAUUGAUAUCGUGCUUCAGCUGUCACUGUUAAAUUACAAGAUAAUAAUUUGCAAAAGAUCUGGUUUUCACUUACCAAUGAUGCAGCUGGCCACGAUCGCAUCAUCUCUCAUAUUGUUCUACGGCCUUUUUAGUACGAUCACGACUGUCAUAAGCAACGACCAUGAUGUGAUGACGAUAAAGAAUGUGUCAAUGAACGAAGAGUUGUCAACUUCAUGUAUCUUAGGCGUCAAAUAUGUCUCAAUAGCCUUAUAUACGAGCGAUAUACCUAAUGGAAAAUUUGUCCAAGUAAAUGAAUCCUGCGAUUUUCUCAAUUCUUCGACAUCGGUUUUUUUCAUGACUCAUGGAUUUAUUGCAAAUUUUUCCAAUUAUAAUUUAUCUGCCGUUGCUUCCCAAUUGUUAAAGAAACAUUAUACAGUAUUUUCGCUAGAUUGGUCUGACGCAGCGUGCUAUAACGAUCCAGCCGUUAUAAAUUUGCUAGAGUAUCCCUUUGCAGUACAUAAUGUUCGCGAAGUUGGUAACCACUUGGCAAGCUAUAUCAAAUUAGUGUGCGACACAUGCAGUGUUCCAUUUGAGAACAUUGUACUUAUAGGCCACAGUCUUGGUGCACAUAUAAGUAGCUUUGCCGCAAAAGAACUUCAGACGUCGAAUUAUGGCACAGUUCCACUUCUCAUUGGUUCCGAUCCUGCGGGUCCUCUUUUCAUGCUUAAAGGUUGCGAGGAUAGAUUUUGUGACAAAGACGCCGAACGUGUAAUAGCUCUUCAUACAUCUGCUCUCGGAUUACAGAAAUCUAUAGCUCAUCUUGAUUUGUGGUUUAAUAAUGGAUUAAAUCAACCAGACUGUGGUGGCCAGAUAAUCGGUACUAUGAAUCUCAACUGCUCACAUAACAUAGCCAUCAUGUAUCUGGCUAAUAUGUGGUUAGAUGAUUGUGUCUAUAUUGGUGUUCCUACACUACCUAGAUUUGGUAUUCCUAGUAUGGUGUCUGGUUGCUCUUCUGUCAGAACCAACUGCAUCAUCGUGGACAAUAGGAUAUUUUAUCGUAACUAUACCACGGUGGGAGACUAUUGUGUUUCUGUGAAAUCGAAAUAUCCUUUCUGUACAGAGAACAAUUCUGAAUGUUAAAAAUAAGUUAUAAGCAAAUUUAAUACUUUAAUUUCAUUGUAAAAUUCAAUAUAAAUUGAGUUUUGCCAUUGUUAAUUUUAUAUUGUGAUAAACAAAAUCAGAUUGUGUAAUUUACAUGAUUAGUAUCUUUAUUUGGC